GCUACUAAGCAUAUUUGUGUUACUAUAUUCAAUAACAAGCUGGGAAUGUCUGAUGCUGCUGAGAUAAAUUCAACGCAGUCGCAUACCCAAUUGAUUGAAGUGCAGGUGCAUCAUGUGGGUGUUACAGCCAAAUUGCAAUCACCUUUAAAGAAGCUACUGCCCCAGCUGAGCAGUUCAACGGAUACGGAAAUCUUCCAGCAACCGAAAUCUAAGUACAAUAUGUUUGAAAACGAGGGGCAAGGCGACACCACAGCAACGAACACAACUGGGCUAUCGAGUCCGCCAUGUGUGCUCUACGAAAUGCACGCGGAGCCAGAGAAACGUGUCUCCAAGCCGAAUCGCAUUGAGUUCCAACGCUACUCGAGGAGCAAGUGCACCCGCAUGACGCUGCCGCCGCGCAAACGUGCGACUAGACCACAACCAUUUGGGUCCAAAGCAAAGGAAACGCAGGAGUCGAAACAUCAUCAUUCGAAGCAGCUGUGUCAGGAGAAUCAACCUGGUUUUCUGGCGCGCCUAAUGGCCUCGCUGGACAAUAUGUGCAAGUGCCAGCCUCAGCAUGCUCACAGCAUCAUCGACGAUCUGCCCUCGCCGAAGUGGAACAAAAAGGCCGCAGCCCGACACACUUGCAUCGGCAUCUAUCCCUUUGAGCACGGCUGCGCCGACUACUUGAGCACCACGGACACACAUCCCAAGAUUAAUUCAAUUGUCCUGGCAGAUCGAGCCACGACAUAUGCCACACACUUUUGGGCUGAGUUCUUUGGACUGCUGCACAUUGCCGUCGCCUUCGUGGUGUCCUUUCUGCUGCAAUCUUAUCGAUUCCUGCUCUACUCUCUGGUCAACACUCUGAUUGUGGGUCUCCUUCACACGACCUCCGAUUAUUUGGUCAAGCCCUUCUUGACGGUGAUCUUCAAUGGUUUCCUCCAGCCGCCGAUGAUAUUUUUGUAUAAUGUCAUGUGCUCGCUGCGCGAUAUUCUAGACCCACUCGCCGAGACAUUGGCUCACUUUACCAAGCCGUUGGCCACGCUGGGCUCCAGCCUGAGGCUGAUCCAUGUCAACUAUCGCAAUGUGCGUCACUUUGCCAAGGAUGUGUGAAGGCGCUUCUUCAUCUGGUUUUAAUUA
Drosophila navojoa is the source of this 1119-nucleotide messenger RNA. RefSeq lists its product as uncharacterized. The record is from RefSeq and is a predicted model, not a curated record. Lineage: Eukaryota; Metazoa; Arthropoda; Insecta; Diptera; Drosophilidae.